AUGGGUUUUGUUGUCCAGUGGGCGACACCUGCACCCCCGAUGGCUGCUGUGAUGCUGGUGAGGAACAAUGUGGAUCAAGUUAUUGUUACGACCCAUCCACCUCAAUCUGUUGUCCAGAUGGUUCGUAUUGUCUCAUCGGGCAAGACUGUGUCGGGAAUGGCCGCUGCUGUGAUACUGGUGAAGAACCAUGUGGAUCAAGUUAUUGCUACGACCCGUCCACCUCAACCUGCUGUCCCGAUGGUUCAUACUGUCCAAUCGGGCAAGACUGUGUCGGGAAUGGCCGCUGCUGCCCAGCCGAAAUGCUGUAGCAACGGAGCUUGUCCGCUAGCGGACAGCUGUUGCACAUACGAAUGCUGCCGAUCGGUCGGGCAUUGCGGAGAUGACGGCUUCUGCGCCGCAAACACCUGCACAGUAACGUCGACAUCCAGGACGACCUCGUACAACACCGUUACAACGACUGUCACCAAGGUUGUGGAAUCCGAGGAAGAGGAGCAGGGCCCAGAGUUCACGUGUCCACCAAUGACAGCUACCAACGACGCUGGCGCCACCCUUGAGUUGGGCGACGACUGUUCUUUGACCUUCUACCCGGCCCCUACGGUGACUGCCUCGACCUCUUCGUCCUUUCCGGCGUCGUCGCUUAGACCUCGAACAAACGCGGCCGAUUGCUUGGUCACGAGCACCUCCAUUAUGGGCUACACAAUUUACACACAGACAACACUCACCACGACCGUCACUGAGAUAACCACACCGGAAGGCUUUUUCUGUCCUCCUAUGACUGCUACCAAUGCCGUUGGUGACGAGUUGAGUCUGGAUGAGGAAUGCAAGCUGGAGUUCUCGCCUGGGUCCUCUGAUUCUAAUUUAUCAACUAGUUCAUCCCCACCUGAAAGUAGCAGCACGGGAAUACGUGGUGGUGGUGAUACGGCCUCCAGUGUUUCACAACGCUCUUUGCCGCGGUAUAUAAUGCUAAUCCCGGUGCCAUUAAUAUUGGUGAUGUAUGCGUGA
This is a messenger RNA of Rhinocladiella mackenziei CBS 650.93, 1002 nucleotides long. RefSeq lists its product as uncharacterized. The record is from RefSeq and is a predicted model, not a curated record. Bases 1 to 1002 code for a protein of 333 amino acids. The transcript has 2 exons. Lineage: Eukaryota; Fungi; Ascomycota; Eurotiomycetes; Chaetothyriales; Herpotrichiellaceae.